CUCCGCCACAGAAAAUUAGAAGGGAAACAGAAGAGGAAACAAUAAGAAGAAGCUCUCCCACCUUUCACAAUGCUCUGCUUCUCCAAGAGCCAGAGUAUGGAACGCCACGUCAUCGCCGUCGUGCUUCUCCUUUCCGUCUUUUCAUCUCUAGCAGAUGCAGGCUCGGUGGGAGUGAACUAUGGCAGAAUCGCGGACAACCUGCCGUCGGCGUACAAGGUGGUGCAGCUUCUGAAAUCCCAAGGCUUGGAGCGGGUGAAGGUCUUCGACUCCGACCCGGCGGUGCUCCGGGCCCUGUCAGGAUCCGACAUUAAAGUCACCGUCGACCUCCCCAACGAGCUCCUCUCAGCGGCUGCCAAGUCGCAGUCGUACGCCACCAACUGGGUCCAGCGAAAUGUCGUCGCUUACCACCCCAACACCCACAUCGAAGCCAUCGGCGUCGGUAACGAGGUCUUCGUCGACACCCAUGACACCACCAAGUUCCUCAUCUCCGCCAUGAAAAACAUCCACGCCGCCCUCGUCCACUUCAAGCUUGAGUCGUCCAUCAAAGUCUCCUCGCCCAUUGCCCUCAGCGCCCUUCAAAACUCUUACCCAUCCUCCGCCGGGUCAUUCCGACCUGAACUCGUGGAACCCGUUUUCAAACCCAUGCUUGAGUUUCUCCGUCAAACCGGGUCCUACCUCAUGGUCAACUGCUACCCCUACUUCGCUUACGAGUCAAACUCCGACGUCAUCCCCUUGGACUACGCCCUAUUCCGCCAAAACCCCGGUGUAGUCGACGCCGGCAACGGUCUCCGUUACUUCAACCUCUUUGACGCUCAGAUCGACGCCGUUUUCGCCGCUAUGUCGGCGUUGAAGUACGACGACAUCAACAUGGUCGUGUCGGAAACGGGCUGGCCGUCGAAAGGCGACUCGGUUGAAGUAGGCGCGAGCGUGGAGAACGCAGCCGCCUACAACGGCAACCUCGUCCGUCGGAUCUUGACCGGCGGUGGGACCCCGUUGAGGCCUAAAGCAGAAUUGACCGUCUAUCUCUUCGCGCUCUUCAACGAGGACAAGAAAUUCGGGCCCACAUCGGAGAGAAAUUAUGGGCUCUUCUUCCCCAACGAGCGCAAGGUAUACGACAUACCGUUCACCGUCGAGGGACUAAAGAACUAUCACGACAACCGAUCGCCGGUAUCAGGAAACCAGCAGGUGACUGCUCCGGUCAACGGGGGUGCAGACGUGUUGAAGAGCUUAACCGGAAACACCUGGUGCGUGGCGAAUGGUGAGGCGGGGAAGGAGAAGCUGCAGGCGGGUCUAGACUACGCUUGCGGUGAGGGCGGGGCGGACUGCCAUCAGAUCCAGCCGGGGUCUGCGUGUUACGAUCCUAACACCCUCGAGGCCCACGCCUCGUACGCUUUCAACAGUUACUACCAGAAGAAGGCACGUGGGGUCGGCACGUGCUAUUUUGGCGGGGCGGCCUACGUGGUCUCUCAACCACCCAAGUUUGGGAAAUGUGAGCUGCCCACUGGAUACGGAAACUGAAGAAUGCAGAAGGAAGGAGGGGUAUGAACUAUGAACUGUAUGGUUAGCAAUUUUGUGGCCAAAAUAGUAGUGGGGGAGUUGCUUAUCCUAAUUGCAGUUGUGGGUUUAGUUUAUAAUUUAUUUUUUGGGAGCUCCUUGCGUUUUGUUAAUUUCUGUUUUAGGGGUUUUAAGUCAACUAUUAUGUUCAUAAUUACAUACUUAGUAGUUUCCUGGUUUAAUUCCAAUGGCGAUGUACCUUCUGGAUCUUGACUAAUUAAAUCUUCCAAGAAUCUUAUUAUUUUUGGAUUUAA
Messenger RNA from Pyrus x bretschneideri (Chinese white pear), 1808 nucleotides. RefSeq names its product glucan endo-1,3-beta-glucosidase 12-like. Gene Ontology annotation, cellular component: plasma membrane. The transcript has 3 exons. Bases 70 to 1518 code for a protein of 482 amino acids. NCBI's taxonomy places the organism in Eukaryota, Viridiplantae, Streptophyta, Magnoliopsida, Rosales, Rosaceae. The record is from RefSeq and is a predicted model, not a curated record. Gene Ontology annotation, biological process: carbohydrate metabolic process. Gene Ontology annotation, molecular function: hydrolase activity, hydrolyzing O-glycosyl compounds.